AUGGAGAAGAUAGAAAAAUUAGAGAUGAAGGGCGCAGAGGAGAAUGAAGGCAGGGAGUUGAUAGGGAAAAUGAAGGAAAUAGAAAAAAGUGUGGAGAUGACGGAAAGAAGAAGGAGAAAAAAUAACAUAAUCGUGAAGGAGAAGUUAAGAAACGUUAAAGAGAGAAAAGAGAAUUUCGAAAAGUUGAUGGCAGAACUAAAUACUACAGAAGGAAGCAUAGAAGAAAUACAAGAAAUAGGAUACGGGGAAUACAAAAUUAGACUCUUGAAAUGCAAAAACUGGGAAGUUAAAAGAGACAUCAUGAAGAAAAAGAAGGAACUAGGAAGGAAAUAUGGAAGCUUUCUGGAUGACGAUCUCACCAAACAGGAAAGACAAAUACAAACAGAGAUAAAAAAGAUAGCAGACUGGAGGAGAGGGAAGACUUUCAUAGGUCACAACGAAGAGAAUGAAAACAAAGAAUGCGAGGAGGAUGAGGAAGAUAGAGACUUUUGGGAUGGGGUAAAAAAAUGGGAUGUGAUUAUUAUGAUGGAGACAUGGAUGGAUAAGAAAGGAUGGGAGAAGAUGAAAGAGAAACUACCAAAGGAAUUUGGUUGGAGAGUACAAAUAGCGAAUAAAAGGAAUAAGAAAGGUAGAACAUGCGGAGAAAUGCUAGUAGGUAUAAGAAAAGGGUUAGAAGAAAUAAAGGAGGGUAGAGGGAGGGAAGAGGAGGAAAACAGGGUCGAAGUCAAGCUAAGAAUAAAGGAGGAAAUAUGGAAAAUAAUAGGAAUAUAUGUAAACAAAGACAUUGAUAAGAAGUUAGAAGGUUUGAAUGACUGCAUAGAGGAGGGAAAAAUAGGAGUAAGGACCAUAAUAGGAGAAUUUAUAGAAGAAAGAGGAUUGAUGAUUUUAAAUGAUGGCAUGAAGGGAGACGAAAAAGGAGAAUACACAUACACGGGAGGAAAGGGUGAAACAGUAAUAGACUAUAUUAUAAGUGAUGAGGAUAGCAGAGAAAAAAUAGAAAGACUAGAAAUAGGGGAUAGAGUAGAAUCAGACCAUCACCCUCUAAUACUGUGGAUAAGAGGCGGAGCGAAGAGAACACAGAGAGGGGAAAAGAUAGAAUUGACAAGAAGAAGAGGAAUAUGGAGCGAAGAAGGAAGAAAACACUUCGUUGAGAAGUUAGGAAAAAUAGGAGGAAACAGAAAAUUGCAGGAAGAGAUAGAGGAGGGGGUGUCGAAGAUAAGAGGAAUACUAAAGGAGAAUGAAAAGGGGGAGGUCAGGGGUGCUAAUAAGAUCAGAAGAAGAUGGUGGGAUGAAGAAUGCAAGGAGAAAAAGAAAGAAGCGAGGGCAGAAUUAAGAAAGUGGAGAAAGGGGAAAGGGGAAGUAGAAAGAUAUAGAGAAAGGAAGAGGAAAUACAGAGAAGUAUGUGAAAGAAAGAAAAAGGAAGAGAAGGAAAAGAUGAUUACAGAGAUAGGAGAAGCGAGAUCGGAAAGUAAAGUAUGGGAACUGAUAGGUAGAGUAAGGAAAAGAAAGAAAAGGAUAAACGAAGACAUAGGGCUGGAAAAGUGGAAAAAAUAUUUUAUGGAGCUAAUGGGAGGCGUGGAGAACAGGGUAGUGAAAGGAGAAGGAGGGAGGGACAGACAAGACGAGGAAGAGAUAGAGUUAGAGGAGGUGAGAAAUGUAAUAAAGAAACUAAAAACAGGAAAGGCAAUAGGUAAGGACGGAAUCCCGAAUAAAGUAUGGAAAUAUGGAGGAGAAGAGAUGGUGAGGUGA
Messenger RNA from Temnothorax curvispinosus, 1749 nucleotides. RefSeq names its product caldesmon-like. The coding region runs from base 1 to 1749 and encodes 582 amino acids. The transcript has 4 exons. The record is from RefSeq and is a predicted model, not a curated record. NCBI's taxonomy places the organism in Eukaryota, Metazoa, Arthropoda, Insecta, Hymenoptera, Formicidae.